Messenger RNA from Adineta steineri, 585 nucleotides. The record is from the annotation of a GenBank genome assembly. NCBI's taxonomy places the organism in Eukaryota, Metazoa, Rotifera, Eurotatoria, Adinetida, Adinetidae.
AUGACGUCUACCCUUCAAUUAUUACCAUUGCAUGAGAAUCAAUAUUUUCAAAAUAGCGUGCUCGAACUUCUCAAUGAUGAAUGGCCACAAUCAAAAACAAUUCGUAUGAGACGUUUAGAACGUUCAUGUAAUGAACUUCCUUUAUCAUAUAUUCUCAUUGAUAAUAAUAAUAACAAUAAUAAUCAAUUGAUUGGUUAUUGUUAUAUUGAUCGUCUUUUAAAUGAAGAACAAAGUAUUAUUGUUGAAUCAGUUUGUAUACAACGAACAUUAAGAGGACAUGGUUAUGGAAGAAUAUUAAUGAAACUUCUAGAAGAUAAACUACAAGAAAGAGAAUCAAAAAUUCAAUGUAUUUAUUUAACAACAACUGAUAAACGUCAUUUUUAUGAAAAAUGUGGUUAUGAAGAAACAACUCCACGUGUUCGAUUAAAUAUUUCAAGUAAAUUAUUCAAUGGAAAUGAAGAAGUAUUUAAAAAUUUAUUAGCUAAUCAAACACAAUCAACAACUGAUAAUCAUGUUAUUUUACAGAAAGGUUCAACUAUUCAAAGAAUUCCGACUAUUUGGAUGAAAAAACAAAUUUUGAAAUAA